GUAGAUCUUCCCCGUGAUGGAGCUUCUUAUGACAGAAAUGAUGCGACAGACGUGACUAUCUUCAUUCUUGAUACUGGAGUCCUGUUUACUCACGAUGAGUUUACCAACGGCCGCGUCAGCUUUUAUAACGAUACCGUUACACCUAACUCGCCCAUUAUGGUGGACGUCAAUGGACAUGGGACCCGCUGUGCGAGCGUAGCCGCCGGAGCCAACAUAGGAGUCGCUCAGGGCGCGACCGUAGAGAGCAUUCGGGUAGCUGGAUCCGAUGGCUUAGCCGCCGCUGAUGACGUCCUCGCAGGGCUUGACGACAUUCAACGUUGGUGGAACAACAACCCGGGUUCUAAGUGUGUCGUCUCCUACUCACUGAUUUCCACGUCCUUUAGUACUACACUCAACUAUGCUUUCGGGAACCUCAGCGCAAACACCGAUUGCGUGGUCGUCGUGGCAGCUGGAAACCAAGGUGCGGACAUCAGCAUGGCUGAUGCCUGUAACUACUCACCGUCUGGAUCACCUGAUGUCAUCACGGUCGGAGGGUCGAGAAACCGUAUGAAUGGCGCGAGCGAUGAUCGUAUCGGAAUUUCCAAUUACGGUCCUUGUGUCGACAUCUACGCCCCAGCAAGAAAUAUCGACCUCGCUGCCCCUUCCGGAAGCAGUAAUUCCAACUACCUAAGAUCAUCCGGCACCUCCUUUGCAACCCCUGCGGUGGCAGGUGCUGCCGCCAUGAUUCUGUCCACCACUAGCCUGACACCUACUGGGAGUGAGACAAUGACUGAUCUCGUCCUGGACAUCCUUAUUGCGACAAGUGCCAAGGACAAGCUGACGAGUCUUCCUGCUAGCAACGCCGCGGUUUUACCCUCCUUUAACCGCCUUCUAAACGUUGUCAGCAAUACUUACUACGCAUAAACCCCCUGUGGGUGUAGUUGGUGAUGACAAUGUACCAUGGUGAUUGACAUUGUCAAUAUCAUCGUCUUUGUCAUUGACCUCGUCAUUGGAACCCUGGUAGAAGACAACCUAUAGUUUAAAUUGAUUUAUAGAUGAUUAAAAAAUGAUGAAGUAAUAUAAGUGACGGUAUCAAACGUUUCUAUCUUUUAUUUUAAUGAAAAUUUCGUUUGAUGUUCUCGAUAUUAUUGGUGGUUAGUUUUCGUUUCUUGCUAGAACUGUUUUAACCUAAUCUUUCUUCUCAUGUCCACCUCAUGUCAUUAAGUUUAUCAUGAUAUCACAAAUACUUACUUGAA
Strongylocentrotus purpuratus (purple sea urchin) is the source of this 1235-nucleotide messenger RNA. RefSeq names its product subtilisin-like protease 2. Gene Ontology annotation, molecular function: serine-type endopeptidase activity. The record is from RefSeq and is a predicted model, not a curated record. The transcript has 6 exons. NCBI's taxonomy places the organism in Eukaryota, Metazoa, Echinodermata, Echinoidea, Camarodonta, Strongylocentrotidae. Gene Ontology annotation, biological process: proteolysis. The coding region runs from base 157 to 903 and encodes 248 amino acids.